AUGCCUAGUACCAAAACGGGACUCACGGCGAGCGACAAGUCCGCCAUCAAGGACACCUGGACCAUGUUCCGGCGAGAGACGCGCACCAACGCCCUAUCGCUGUUUGUCGCGCUGUUCUCUCGGUACCCGGAGUACCAAAAGAUGUUCCCCAACUUCGCCGACGUCGCAUUGAAGGACAUGAUGCAGUGCCCGAGUCUGACUGCGCACGCCCUCACGGUCAUUUAUGCCCUCGCGUCCAUCGUCGAGAGCAUCGACGACGAGAACACAAUGGUCGAACUGAUCAAGAAGAACAUCAGGAACCACGUCCGUCGCGCGGUGACGCCGGAGCAGUUCGUCAACAUCAACAACUUGCUCAUCGAGGUGAUGCAGGUGAAGCUCAGGUCCCGAAUGACUGCCAGCGUCAUCGUGUCCUGGAAGAAGUUCUUUGCGAUGCACGACGCGGUCACCCGCCAGACCUACGACGAGUUCCGGGCUCAGAGCGCCGUGGAACGGGUCGCUGGCACCAGCAAUAGCGGCGUCUGA
Messenger RNA from Ixodes scapularis (black-legged tick), 522 nucleotides. Its product is annotated as globin-like. The transcript is spliced from 2 exons. The record is from RefSeq and is a predicted model, not a curated record. NCBI's taxonomy places the organism in Eukaryota, Metazoa, Arthropoda, Arachnida, Ixodida, Ixodidae. Gene Ontology annotation, biological process: oxygen transport. Bases 1 to 522 code for a protein of 173 amino acids. Gene Ontology annotation, molecular function: heme binding; oxygen binding. Gene Ontology annotation, cellular component: extracellular region; hemoglobin complex.